GGAGUAGAAUUUCAUUUCAACUGAUGGUCUUCUACAUUUUGUUAGAAUUUUAUGUAUUAUUUAUCAUUUGUCAAAACUUGGGAACUGUUUCGUCCGAAUAAUUCUGUAAGCUAGUGUUUAUUCCGCCAAAGCAUUAGAUUCAACGAAUUAUAAGUUUACGGCAAAUAGCGAGGCUUUUGCUUCCGGUUAUUGGAAUAUUGGGUAAUAAGGAAGAUGGCAGCGACCAGGAGGUUGCAGAAAGAGCUCGGCGACAUCCGAUCGUCGGGCAUGAAAUCUUUCCGAGAAAUCCAAGUGGAUGACUCUAAUAUAUUAACAUGGCAAGGUCUUAUAGUGCCGGAUAAUGCCCCUUAUAAUAAAGGUGCGUUUAGGAUUGAAAUAAAUUUUCCUGCAGAAUACCCAUUCAAACCACCAAAAAUUAAUUUCAAGACCAAAAUAUAUCAUCCAAACAUUGAUGAGAAGGGCCAAGUCUGUCUGCCGAUCAUCAGCGCUGAAAACUGGAAACCAGCAACGAAAACAGAUCAAGUGAUCCAGGCGUUGGUAGCACUUGUGAAUGACCCAGAACCUGAACAUCCACUUCGUGCUGACCUGGCUGAAGAGUAUCUCAAAGACCGUAAAAAGUUUGUGAAAAAUGCUGAAGAGUUCACCAAGAAGCAUAGUGAGAAGCGACCGUCCGAUUAAAGUCUGUGAAAUGAUGCAGUUCCUGCCUGGACUUUGGGAGGAGAGGUUUUGUGAUACACAACUUGAACAUUUGUUUGUGAUUGUAAUUCUGGUGUAUGUACAGUGUGCACCGAAAGUGUAGUAAACACUCCUCCCCCCUCUGUGACAGUGUUAGCACCAUCUACACUCACCAGGUGAAGCGGUGCAUGGGUGCUUGUCAGGUGUUGCCAACACUGGUGUGCAUGAGUGCAUAAAGAAACGCCCUUGGUACUACUUGUCACUUUGAUAAACACCAGCCCAGAUACACAUGAUUUUGAGACUACUAUAUGUGAAAGUAGUAUGGGUAUUGUUCUAUCACCAAUACAGUUUGUCAGUUGGAAUUUACAGUGCAGUUUUAUUCCAAUUUGUUGUCAACUUAAUUGUAUACAUAUUUCACAGUUUAUGUUAAAACAAUUAUAUUUAAUUGUAUGGUAUAAAUGAUUGUUUUCAUUAAAAGAUAAAGAUGUGAAUAAAUUUUACAUAUUUAAUUUACUAA
Messenger RNA from Schistocerca piceifrons (Central American locust), 1192 nucleotides. RefSeq names its product ubiquitin-conjugating enzyme E2 L3. The coding region runs from base 214 to 678 and encodes 154 amino acids. NCBI's taxonomy places the organism in Eukaryota, Metazoa, Arthropoda, Insecta, Orthoptera, Acrididae. The record is from RefSeq and is a predicted model, not a curated record. The transcript has 4 exons.